Molecule: messenger RNA, 2143 nt
Organism: Achroia grisella
Lineage: Eukaryota; Metazoa; Arthropoda; Insecta; Lepidoptera; Pyralidae
Product: ubiquitin carboxyl-terminal hydrolase isozyme L5-like
Exons: 7
Coding region: 180-1142 (320 amino acids)
Biological process (GO): ubiquitin-dependent protein catabolic process; protein deubiquitination
Cellular component (GO): cytoplasm
Molecular function (GO): cysteine-type deubiquitinase activity
Source: RefSeq, a predicted model, not a curated record
CUUGCAUUGUCUUUGUCUUGUUCUUUUUGGUUUACUACCAAAAUGUAUUAAAUUGUUUUAAAUUCGACUACCUUUUCCAAUAAGAAUAUAUUUAUACAAAAAUCUUAAUAUGUCAAGCGAUUGUACUGAAUAUAUUAUUAAAAUAUCUUCGCCCUGAAUACGCAGGAUAGCAAUACGGAAUGAUGGGAUCUAGCCAAGAUUGGGGUCGCAUUGAAAAUGACGUUGGUGUUUUUACACAACUGAUAAAACAGUUAGGUGUAAAAGGAGUACAAGUAGAGGGAUUGUGGACACUCGACAAUGGCAUAUUUGAUAAUUUAAGGCCAGUUCAUGGACUCAUAUUCCUAUUUAAGUACUUACAAUAUGAAGAGCCGACUGGUCGUGUGGUUACGGACAAUCGUUUAAACAACAUAUAUUUUGCUAAACAGUUAAUAAGAAAUGCGUGUUCCACACAAAUUAUUAUUAGUUUGUUGCUGAACUGUGCACACCCUGAUGUGGAUAUUGGUCCAGAACUCACAAAACUAAAGGAAUUCAGUAUGCCAUUGGACCCAACAAUGCGGGGUUUAUCACUCGGCAAUACUUCAAGUAUUCGGACGGCUCAUAAUUCUAUGGCACAACAAGUAAUGUAUGGGGUGAAUCGUAAAACUGCUUCAAAGAGCGGUAGCCCAUAUCACUUUGUAGGCUAUAUACCAAUUGAUGGGCGAUUGUAUGAACUGGAUGGUCUCCGAGCAGGACCUAUUGAUCAUGGUCCCGUACGUCCAGGACAAGACUGGCUUGAUGUUGUCACACCCAUCAUUAAGAAGAGGAUCAAUGUAUAUAUUGAAGGAGAAAUACGCUUCAAUCUGAUGGCUUUAGUCUCAAAUAGGAAGAUGGUAUAUGAGCGUCGUCUUGACCAGCUUUUGUCUGAUACAUUUGAUGGCACAAACUCUGAUGCAGUAGUCACUGACAUACCCAAUCUCAGAAUGUUAAUAGAAUAUGAAAAUGUAAAGAUGGCGCGCUAUCAGCAAGAGAUGAUUCGCAGACGUCACGAUUAUUUGACAUUUAUUGUAUUUAUUCUUAAGAUUUUAGCAGAACAAAAUUUGCUGGUACGGUUAUAUGAGGAAGCUAAGGUACGUGUAGCUCAGAAGGGUAAGAAGAAAAUAUAACAUAAAGUCGCUGGCGGAUUGAAGGCAGAACGCGUGCGAGGACCUCGCCGCGUCUCCCAGUCCAGCCCCUCACGUGUGUUGCGUGCAUCUGAAGAUAUGCAAUAUACAUUAGCUGAUUUAGAUUCAGUGUACCGUGAAACCGAUGACAUACAACCAAGCUUCAACCUAGAUUAUAUGGAAAUAACUCCACUGGAGUUCCCCACAAAUCCACAUAACACAUUUGUACCACCCCAACUGAGUACCUGUCAGGAAAUUAAUGAUGAUGUAGUAUCAGAAAUUGGAGAAGUGUUGAUAGAUGACACUAUUGAACCUCAAAAUAUUCUUGGUGAUGAUGAUGAUCCAGGUACUCCAGAUUUGCAAAUAGACGAAUCAUUUUUUGAUUUGCAGGAUUCUACACUUGAUCGUAUGGAAGAAUAAUAUUCUGUUUUAAACUAGCCAUAACGAACCUUUGUAACCAAUAACUUGCUGUUGUAAAGAUAUUGAGUCUUAUCUUAGUGUUUAAUGUAAUAAUAUUAUUAAAUGGUAAAUAAAUUCCGUCUCUUACUGUAAUGUAAGAAUAUAAAUGAGCAAUAAUAUUGAAUGUGUUAUUGCAAAUUAGAGUCUGUGUUUCUAACAUAUCCUUGUCUUACAGACUUACCUCUAUGCUCUCUACAUGUGUUAUACCAUUAUGAUUAUACUGUUUGAGAUAAUAUUGAUUAAAGGCUGAUUAUGUAAAUUAUAUUUUACUUAUUUAAAUACCACUGUUUAAGGUCGCAAUGUGAUUUAAAAUUAAUUAAAAGUAUAUUAUAAAAUAGGUUAAUAAGUGUGUAAUUUACAUGUUAUCAUUACUGAUUGUAUCAAACAAUUAAAGAAGUCCCUAUGUGUUGUAAUAAAAUGCAGAAGGUAAAUCAUAAGUACUUUUAUGCUCUUUGAUAUUAACUGUAUUCUUUCAAUAUCAGUGUAUAAUAUUGAUAUUAGUGGAUAUGUUCAAUAGUAGGUACUAUAAAUACAGUAUUGUUGAA